This is a messenger RNA of Labrus bergylta (ballan wrasse), 609 nucleotides long. NCBI's taxonomy places the organism in Eukaryota, Metazoa, Chordata, Actinopteri, Labriformes, Labridae. The record is from RefSeq and is a predicted model, not a curated record.
AUGGGCUCUGCUUCGAGCCAGAGCUUCACAGGAGGAUGGGUGCAGGGAGAGGAGGAGGAGGAGGGGGAGGAGGAGGUUGUGGCCCGGGGCAGCGGGGUCUGUAAGUGGUUCAACGUGCGGAUGGGCUUCGGCUUCCUCUCCAUGAGCAGCAGGGACGGAGCUCCGCUGGAGGAGCCGCUCGACGUGUUCGUGCACCAGAGCAAACUGCACAUGGAGGGCUUCCGCAGCCUCCGAGAGGGCGAGCCCGUCGUGUUCACCUUCAAGAAAUCAUCCAAAGGUCUCGAGUCUUUGCUGGUCACUGGACCGAAUGGAGCUCCAUGUCUGGGCAGCGAGAGGCGACCGAAGAGCUCUCAGAAGAGACGCUCCAAGAGUGACAGAUGCUACAACUGUGGAGAACCUGGCCACCACGCCAAAGAGUGUCAACUGCCCCCUCAGCCCAAAAAGUGCCAUUGCUGUCAGAGUGUUUCCCACAUGGUGGCCAACUGUCCCGUCAAAGCACAGCAGCAGCAGCAGCAGCAGCUCCGUUUGUCUUCAGGCUCUCAGGGAACAGCUUCCUCACGGGGCGACGAGGAAGAGGAGCAAAGCCAGGCCACCUUCUCUGAAAACUGA